Messenger RNA from Salvia miltiorrhiza (redroot sage), 1597 nucleotides. RefSeq names its product protein MAEA homolog. The record is from RefSeq and is a predicted model, not a curated record. The coding region runs from base 161 to 1399 and encodes 412 amino acids. Gene Ontology annotation, cellular component: nucleus; cytoplasm; GID complex. Gene Ontology annotation, biological process: proteasome-mediated ubiquitin-dependent protein catabolic process. Gene Ontology annotation, molecular function: protein binding; ubiquitin protein ligase activity. Lineage: Eukaryota; Viridiplantae; Streptophyta; Magnoliopsida; Lamiales; Lamiaceae. The transcript is spliced from 7 exons.
AUUAGUUUGAAAGCAUCGAAGCAACUCCAAAAACGACACCGUUUGGGACUGCUGCUUUGUAGUUGCGAUAUAAGAAAAAAUUGGUGCUGUCUCGACGCAUCUGAUCCCACUCCACUUAUUAAAUUAAAAAUUAAAUUAAUAAAAAAAACAAAAAGCAAAAAUGUCGUCGUCGCCGAUGGAGGUGGAUGCGCAGCUCCCAAACGGCAACUCCAUCGUCGCGGCGGCGGUCGCCGCGGCGCCGCCGUCUAAAUUCGGGAAGCUGGCGGAGUCCCUCAAACUGGAGCAUCAGUUGCUCCGCGUGCCCUUCGAACAUUACAAAAAGACGAUCCGCUCCAACCACCGCGCCGUUGAGAAAGAGGUCUCCGCCGUCAUUUCCGGAGUCUCCGACGCCGCCGAAUCCGACCUGUCGCGAGACGAAGCUGUUGAUCAACUCAGUUCUCUCGUCUCUCGACUGCAGGGCCUCAAAAGAAAAUUGGAAGAGGGAAGUCGAACAGAGCACCUGCAAGCACAAAAAUGUCGGGCUCGGCUGGAACAUCUAGAAUCUGCAGAACUGGAAAAUAUGUCGGAGUGGAAUAGCACCCGGCUGAAGAGGAUACUUGUUGAUUACAUGCUGCGGAUGUCAUAUUAUGACACAGCUGUAAAGCUUGCGGAGAGCAGCAACAUUCAGGAUCUUGUUGAUAUAGAUGUGUUUCUUGAAGCUAAAAAGGUUAUUGAUGCUCUUCAAAAGAAGGAGGUUGGCCCUGCUCUAGCCUGGUGUGCUGACAACAAGUCUAGGCUAAAGAAGUCAAAGAGCAAAUUUGAGUUCCAGUUGAGACUGCAAGAAUUCAUUGAGUUGGUAAGAGCUGAUAACAAUAUGCGAGCUAUAUCUUAUGCUCGAAAGUAUUUAGCACCUUGGGGAGCUACACAUAUGAAAGAAUUGCAGCGUGUUAUGGCAACCCUUGCUUUCAGAAGUAACACUGACUGUCUGUUUUACAAGGUCUUAUUCGAAGAAAAGCAGUGGGAUUUUUUGGCUGACCAGUUUAAGCAAGAAUUCUGUAAAUUAUAUGGCAUGACUCUUGAGCCUUUGUUGAACAUAUAUCUACAAGCUGGCUUAUCUGCAUUGAAGACCCCAUUCUGUUACGAAGAUGAUUGCACAAAGGAGGAUCCUCUAUCGCAGGAGGCAUUCCGCAAAUUAGCGCAGCCACUUCCAUAUUCAAAGCAGCAUCACUCGAAACUUGUUUGUUACAUUACUAAAGAGCUAAUGGACACUGAGAAUCCACCUCUUGUCUUGCCAAAUGGCUAUGUUUACAGCACGAAGGCUCUUGAGGACAUGGCAAAGCAAAACAAUGGGAAAAUCACUUGUCCGAGGACGGGUUAUGUUUGCGACUACACUAAAGUGGUGAAAGCAUACAUCUCAUAAAAUAAGGUCUAGAGCUCAUUUCUAUGCUUUCAUAUCUGUAUAUGGCACAUCUGUUUCUUUUGUUCAGGCGUGUUAAUGUCGAUUUUCUAUACAUGAAUUUCUGUUGAACACAUGUACAUAAGCAGAACCUUGGCAAUAGAUUACUUCUUGUUGCUUGGAAAUUGGCUAAAGAAAAGAAAGUAAGCAUUGAGUUUGUUA